AUGACACAGAUCCAGCAGCUAAUUAACAACAAGCUGCAAUCUUUCAUCACCUGGCAAAAUGACAUCCACUGCAAGGUGAAAAGAGUAGCCCAUGCCAAAGCGAAGGCAGCCGUCCAAACACAGGUUAGGAAACUGAAGAACCAAUGGUGGACAAAGAAGGCUCUGGAGAUCGAGCAGCUUGCUGACUCUGGGGACACAAGAGGCUUCUUUGAUGCCACAAGAGCGGUGUAUGGUCCCAGCCACCGCUGCCUAACCCCCCUUCGCUCUAAGGAUGGCCUGUUGCUGCUGAAAGACAAGGAGGCAAUUGCAAACAGGUGGAAAGAACACUACCAGGACCUCUUAAACAGUGACACUAUACCUGAGAUGGAGGCUCUUGACCAACUACCACAACAGCCCACAGCUGAAAGCAUGGGAGAGCCACACAGCCGGAACGAGCUGCAGGAUGCCAUUGCGAAGAUGAGGAGCAACAAGGCUGCUGGGCCCGAUGGAAUUCCAGCAGAGGUCUUGAAGAAAGGCGGACCCGACCUUCUCAAGCACACCCAUGCCCUGCUUCAUAAGAAAUGGGAAGAAGAGGAAAUCCCUGUGCAGCUCAGAGAUGCCUUAAUCGUCUCCAUAUUCAAGAAAGGCGACAAGGCAGACUGCGGGAAUUACCGUGGCAUUUCUCUCCUUCACCAGAGGGAAAGCCCUCGCUCGGGUUCUGGCCAACAGACUCACCCCCCUGUCAGAAAACCAAAAUCCUCCACCAACCACUACCAAACUGCAGUUUGCCUGUCCGCCCCCCAAACAUCUCUAUUGAUAACAUCCGACUGGUGGGAGUCGGAGUAUAUGUUCACGGAGGUAGCUGGAAAACCUGUGUGUCUUCUGUGUGGAGAAAGUGUGGCGGUACUGAAAGAGUAUAAUCUGAGACGAGAUUAUGAAACGAAACACGCGGACAAAAACAAGAAUAUGGACAUGGAACAAAGGCUACAAAAGGCAGAGGAAUUAAAACGAGGCCUCAAAUCUCUACAGGCUCUGUUCAAAAAAGCCAAAUCACAAGGCCAGGCUGCUGUCAACGCCAGUUUUAUUUUGGCAGAAGAGAUCGCUAAAUCAGCCCGGCCAUUUACGGAGGGGGAUUUCAUCAAAAACUGCAUUAUUAAAGUUUGUGACGAACUUUGCCCAGAAAAAAGGCAACUCUUUUUAAAUGUGAGUCUGAGCAGAAACACCAUUGCCGAGAGAGUAGACCAGUUGUCCAUCAAUCUAAAAGAGCAGCUUGUGAAAAAGGGAAAAGAUUUCAUUGCAUAUUCCUUGGCCGUGGAUGAGAGCACCGACAUUUCUGACAUUGCCCAGUUGUCAAUUUUCAUCCGCGGAGUGGACUCCAGCCUAAGCGUGACAGAGGAGUUUUUGGCUUUACGUCCUAUGCAUGGCACAACUACGGGGCAUGAUUUGUAUGAAGAGGUGUCAAGAUGUGUAAAUGAGAUGGAGCUGCCUUGGGAAAAACUCGUGGGUUUGACAACCGACGGAGCACCUGCGAUGUGUGGACACAGGAGCGGACUGGUGGCGAAGAUACGGGAAAAGAUGCAAGAGGAAAACGCGACAGGUGAGCUGACAGCUUAUCAUUGUAUCAUACACCAGGAAGCGUUGUGCGGUAAAGCCUUGAAAAUGGAGCAUGUAAUGAGCAUCAUCACGCGCACAGUUAACUUUAUCAGAGCCAAAGGUUUGAAUCACCGCCAGUUCAAGGCAUUUCUGACGGAGUUAGAAACGGAGCAUGGUGAUUUGCCUUAUCACACAGAGGUGCAAUGGCUAAGCCAGGGAAAGGUGCUUCAAAGAUGUUUCGAGCUUCGUGAGGAGAUUUGUCUGUUCUUGGACAGCAAAGGGAAAGACACAACACAACUCCGAGACGAAAUGUUUCUGUGUGAAAUGGCUUUUCUGUGUGACAUUACGAGUCAUCUGAAUGCAAUGAACUUGCAGCUGCAGGGUCGGGAUCGUGUCAUCUCUGAUAUGUACAGUACAGUGAAGGCAUUUAAAACCAAACUGACUCUGUGGGAGACGCAGAUGCGGAAAGAAAAUUUGAGCCACUUUCCCAGCUGCCAGACCAUGAAAGAGAAGCUCUCUACCAGUGCGUUCCCGAGCGCACAGUUGGCUGAUAAAAUAGGUAUGCUUGCCGCUGACUUUCGACGCCGAUUUGCUGACUUUGAAGCACAAAAAAGCAGGUUGGAACUGCUCGGUAACCCAUUUGCUGUUGACGUGGAAAGCUCACCACCAAACCUCCAAAUGGAGUUGAUUGACCUCCAAUGCAAUGAUGCACUGAGGGCAAAAUAUGCGGCAGUGGGUGCUGCGGAGUUCGCCCGUUUCCUCCCCGACACAAUGCCCCAGCUGCGCAUCCAGGCUGCUCAAACGUUGUCUAUGUUUGGCAGCACAUACCUGUGUGAACAACUGUUUUCUUUGAUGAACCUGAACAAAACAUCACACAGAAGUCGACUUACUGCUGAACACCUCCACUCAAUUCUGAGGAUUUCCUCAGCUCAGAGCCUUACCCCGAACAUUGAUGAACUUGUGGAAAAGAUGGGACACCACCAAGUAUCACCCUCAACCUCAAACAAGUGAACAUUACUGUGCAAUCACAUAUUUAGAGUUUUUACUCAGUUCAAGUUUAAAAGUUAAAGUUUAAUAUUUGUUUUCACUGCAUGUUACUUCUCCUUAAACAAAGUGUUGUUUUUGAUUAAUAGAUUUUUGCACUUUAUUUUAUUGUAUUUCAAUCCAAUUAUAUUUUAAAAAUAUUUCAGUUGAGUGGAUGAUAGAAAAUUGCUAUUAUUGUUUUUUUCUUUGAAGUAAAUUUAGCCCACUUUUGCUAAAAUAGAAAAUAUAGGCUACUGAUGGUGCCUUGAAUACCGGUUUCUUUCAUUUAUUGUUCAUGUUAUGGGGAUUUUUAUAUAAAGGAAAUUUGUCUUUUGUGUCUGUUGAAAAUUAAAGAUUACUGACAGAGCCAUAAGAAAAUAUUGCUUUAUUUAUCUGAUCAUAUUGGAAUAUAUUUGUUAGGUUUUCAGUAGGUUCAAUUAGGUUCACUAGACUAUAUGCGUCAUUUAAAAAUUUUUCAAUGAACAUUCGAACAGUCCGGCCCUCGGCUUGUAGCUAAAUUUUUUAUUUGGCCCUCCGUCCAUUUGACUUUGACACCCCUGUGCUAAAGGCUGACAAUGCGUCACUUCGGACUGAAGUAAACCACCUCAAACAUUUGACAGCCGAACUACAAAGAGACAAAGUCAACAUGGCAAACUCCAUUCUUGAUCUGUAGUGGCUUAGUAUGAGGGAUAACAUCAUUAUACACGGACUUACAGAAACAAAAGAUGAAACUUACCGGAGAUCAGAAGAAUUUGUCAAAACAUUUCUUGUCAACGAAUUGAAAAUGAAGCCUGAGGACGUCGGAGCUGUUCGCUUCUACAGAGUACAUCGCCUCGGGAGGACCAGAACCGACCAACAGAGGAGGCCCCGUCCCAUUGUGGCUAAAGUUGUUGACUCAAAGAUGAAGUCUGCCGUCAUGUCGAGGGGCAGAGAGCUAAAAGGCUCUAACUACUCCAUCAGCGAUCAGUUCCCUCCGGAGAUCAUGAAUAGACGGAGGCUGCUUCACCCGAUCAUGGCCGAGGCAAGGAAAGCCAAAAAGUUCAUUGACAAACUUUACAUCAACGGCAAACUGUACAGGAACCCCCGAACAACUUAUUGUCUGAGUGGAAAAGAUGGAGACAUUAAUUCUGAACUCCAAGAAGAACUGUCUGCCAACUUGCAACAUGCCGCUUCCCCGCAAGUGUAAACACAGGCGCGUGAUGAUGAUGUCAUAAAAAACAGCGUCCUUGUCGUCAUGACAACCAUUGAACCUGGAGACGGUGAAUGGCUUAUUUCUCUCUUUCUCUCCGCAUCUCACCACUCGCCCCCUCUUUUUCUCUUUUCCUCUCUCUUACAUUUAUUUUCUCAUUUUUGGCUUGGGAUCUGGCCUGAAUACUACUGACUGGGUAGGACUAGGCAAUUGUCUGCUCUGUGACAAUACAGCGGGUAAUGUCUACAGAGUGUUCUUGUGUGUUUGAGUGUUUGGGUGUGUGUGUGUGUGUGUGUGUACGUCUGUCAGGCCAGCUUUGGUAUGGGUGAGUGUAUGUAUAUGUCCAUGGUCUUAAGUGUGUGUCUGUGUUGCUGGAUCUCAGUAAAUCUCACUCGUUACCCUGUGCUUGGCCUUUAAUGAAAUGGACAGUGAAGGAGACAAGGUGAUAAAUUGCAUUGACUAUCAUAGAAAUAUGAUGACAUUCUUGUAAAUAAAUUACAACA
Molecule: messenger RNA, 4287 nt
Organism: Syngnathus typhle (broad-nosed pipefish)
Lineage: Eukaryota; Metazoa; Chordata; Actinopteri; Syngnathiformes; Syngnathidae
Product: general transcription factor II-I repeat domain-containing protein 2-like
Exons: 2
Coding region: 1-2583 (860 amino acids)
Source: RefSeq, a predicted model, not a curated record